GAGGUGCCGCCGGGAAAGGGGCGCCGGUGGCCGAGGGCAUGCAGGGCCCCAGGCCUAACCUUGCAGUGGGGUGGCUGGCAAUGGGGUGCCCGCAGCCGCCCACCCUCGCCGGCCCCUUUCCCAGCACUGUCUGCACUGCACCUUACACCCUCCCGCCGGCCCCUCCCGCUCCCUCUUUCCGCCCUCGCCUUCGCGUUUCCUGCCUGGGCGGAGGAGGUUUGGCCCUGCGACGCCGCCGUCUCCCAGCGGCUGCAGCGAGCGUCAUGGCGGCGGCUUUCUCAAUGUCAGCGGCUCUGAAGCACCUUGUUGCGAGGAGCGGGGUCGCCGUGGCCCGCCUGUCGCCGGCCAGGUCACUGAGCACUUCCACAUGGCGGCUGGCACAGGACCAAACUCGAGACACGCAACUCAUCACAGUUGAUGAAAAAUUGGAUAUCACUGCUUUAACUGGUGUUCCAGAUGAGCACAUCAAAACCAGAAAAGUUCACAUUUUUGUUCCAGCGCGUAAUGCAAUGCAGGCAGGAGUUAACAAUACAAAGAAAUGGAAGAUGGAAUUUGAUAACAGAGAGCGCUGGGAGAACCCUUUAAUGGGCUGGGCAUCUACCGCUGAUCCUUUAUCCAACAUGGUUCUUACUUUCUCUACUAAAGAAGAUGCCAUUGCCUUUGCUGAAAAAAAUGGCUGGAGCUAUGAUGUUGAAGAGAAGAAGGUUCCAAAACCUAAAUUCAAGUCUUAUGGUGCAAACUUUUCUUGGAACAAGAGAACGAGGGUGUCUACAAAAUAGGUUGGCAUUGGCUGCCUGACUGCAAAUAAAGUCAGCUGUGCUGUAUUUAUAGUCCAUGUAUAAUACAUCUCUUAAUCUCCUAAUAAAUUUGACCUUUAAACUACA
Molecule: messenger RNA, 884 nt
Organism: Falco peregrinus (peregrine falcon)
Lineage: Eukaryota; Metazoa; Chordata; Aves; Falconiformes; Falconidae
Gene: NDUFS4
Product: NADH:ubiquinone oxidoreductase subunit S4
Exons: 5
Coding region: 39-779 (246 amino acids)
Biological process (GO): electron transport chain
Source: RefSeq, a predicted model, not a curated record